This is a messenger RNA of Neolamprologus brichardi, 1331 nucleotides long. RefSeq names its product INO80 complex subunit C (gene ino80c). NCBI's taxonomy places the organism in Eukaryota, Metazoa, Chordata, Actinopteri, Cichliformes, Cichlidae. Gene Ontology annotation, cellular component: Ino80 complex. The record is from RefSeq and is a predicted model, not a curated record. Gene Ontology annotation, biological process: chromatin remodeling.
AACGCUGUUUACAAUCAGGAUGGUGGUUGGCUCAUGCUAAGUGCCGAGGGAGAAAACAACGUUUAUAAUUAUAUAUUAUAGGUACUUUGCUCGAGAAUCACCACCUAUGGCAACUCAGAUCCCUAUAACCGUCAAGACUCCCCCGCCAGCCGCCAGCACCGCCGCUUUCCGUGGGAAGAAACGUCCCGGCAGUCCCGCGGUUUCAGCCGCUCAGCAGAGCACCGGGAACAGCAGCAAGAAGAAGAAAGGACAGCCAGUGGUUACUACAGCAACAACCCAGGCACAGAUGACAACAGUAGAGACGGUGGCUGAGGUGAAUGCCUUGGGAUCGGCGGACAGCGGUCCAACCAGCACCAUCACAGAGUCCACUGUAAAGCCUCCACCAUUUAAAGACCACACAUUCAUGCAUUCGGGAAUUGGCGGAGCAGCAGCAGGCAAAAAGAACCGGACCUGGAAGAACCUCAAACAGAUUCUGGCAUUGGAGCGUACCUUACCCUGGAAGCUCAAUGAUCCCAACUACUACAACAUUGAUGCUCCGCCAUCCCUGAAACCAGCCAAGAAAUACUCAGACAUCUCUGGACUCCCUGCAAACUACACAGACCCACAGACAAAGCUGCGCUUCACAUCUUCUGAGGAGUUCUCCUACAUCCGUCUCCUGCCCACUGAUGUUGUUACAGGCUAUCUCGCUCUUCGAAAGGCAACGUGCAUUGUGCCCUGACAGUCGAGCAAGGCUUCAAAGCUAAAACAGGUUCAAACCUGAACUCACCUCAUGUCAGCGUAGGAAGCUGUCAGGCCAGCGAGGAGAGCAGGUAGUCUAGACAGUUGCUGGAGAUCAAAAGCUGACUGUAGCUAACCGUUUGCACUGUUGUUAGUAGCAGGGUGAGCUACAUCUUAAUUGUUACUAUGUGACAAAAUCAAUUAAACAAAAUUGAUUUUCCUUUCAUCUAGAAAGAUUGUGUUGCGCAAUUGCUUAUUCUUUUUAUAAGGCAUGUUUCUGUCAGUAGCUGGAUGUUACAUUGUAAAUAUCCCAGUGGGAAAAGUUCAUUCAGAAGUCAGCAACAGGAUGUGCUUCUGCUUAUUCGUUUUAAAAAAAAAUCUCCUCAAAUGUAAAUGUUAUGUUCCCAUUACGUCUCCCUUCUUCCUCCUUCCUCCCUGCUGUAGUAACUGUUUACACGCAAGUUUCUGUGUCCCACUUUGUUAUAAUGAUCUGUGCUUUCAUUGGUGGAAAUGAAGAGUAGAAGACCAAUUUUUAACCUGUUUUUCCCCCCCCCGUCUUUUUCAUUGACUCAGUUACUUUUCAUAAUGUGCCUAUUAAAACUAGCUUGAAUGUG